Messenger RNA from Penicillium soppii, 297 nucleotides. Its product is annotated as dynein light chain DYN2. Gene Ontology annotation, cellular component: cytoplasmic dynein complex. The coding region runs from base 1 to 297 and encodes 98 amino acids. The transcript is spliced from 7 exons. Lineage: Eukaryota; Fungi; Ascomycota; Eurotiomycetes; Eurotiales; Aspergillaceae. The record is from RefSeq and is a predicted model, not a curated record. Gene Ontology annotation, molecular function: dynein light intermediate chain binding; dynein intermediate chain binding. Gene Ontology annotation, biological process: cilium assembly; microtubule-based process.
AUGGCCAACCUUCCUACCAGUGAUAACAAGGAGAGGAUGGAGGCACAAGUUAAGUCUGUUGACAUGACCGAGGAUAUGCAGCAAGAGGCGAUUUCUCUUGCCAUUGAGGCCAUGGACAAGUUCAACGUCGAAAAAGACAUCGCGCAGUACAUCAAGAAAGAGUUCGACUCUCGCAAGGGUGCUACCUGGCACUGCGUGGUUGGCCGCAACUUUGGAAGUUUUGUGACCCACGAGACCAAGCACUUCAUUUACUUCUAUCUCGGCCACUGCGCAAUCCUCCUCUUCAAGACGCAGUAA